UGUCUCCCACCGCGGCACGGCGCAAGAAACCCCGAUCCCCUCACCCACGCUCCCAUCCCAUGCAUCAUCGCCAUGCCAUCCAUGGAUUCCUCCCGUGCGGCGUCUCCCAACCCAAGUUCCUAACCCCACCCACACCCACACCCAGCAACCCCAAUUCCUUCCUCUCCCACCAACGCAACCACAUAUUCUGUCGUCGCCGUCACCUUGACGGCUAGACGCGGUUAGAGACCGACCGGCCCCAUAUAUACCAUACGUGACUGGGCAACAUCGUAUCCGGCCGUGGAAAGGAGAAGCCUAGCCUAACUGCGAGGAGUGAGGUCGGUACCGGCUUAGCCAGCAAUCUGCAGGUGAAUUGGGGCACUAACAGCAGCAGCAGCAUCAAUCAAGUGAGGAUUUCACAAUGCGGCCGGCCGUGACGCACGACGACCUGUCCCUCCGCAAGGCGCAGGAGCGCCGGGCGGGGCGCUCCGGCAGCCAGAUCGCCGUCGCCCUCGUCGCGCUCUCCGUGCUCUGCGGCCUCGUCAGCUUCAUCCUCUGCCUCGCCGCCGAGGGCUCGCGCUCCGAGGUGUCCAACUACCUGAUGACCGUGGCCGGGAGCGAGGCGCAGGUGGAGCUGUGCUUCUACAACGGCAGCGGCCGCUCGGCGCUCGCCUUCUCCAUCGGCGCCUUCCUGCUGCUGGCCGUCGCCAUGUUCGCCGUGCACGGCUACAUGCUGCUCGCCGUCGCUUCGCCGGACUCCGCCGCCGCUGGCCUCGCCGUCGCCGAGGACCACCCCCGCGUGUCCUCCGCCACCAACACCCUCACCUGGCAAACCUGCUGCCUCUUCUUCGUCACGUGGAUUUGCUUCGGGCUCGCGGAGGUGCUGCUCAUGAUCGGGAUCGGGGUGGAGUCCGGCCACGUCAGCGACUGGCGGAGGCCGCGGCAGGUGUGCCACCGGGUGCGCCCGGGGAUGUUCGCGGCGGCGGGGAUACUGGGGCUCAUCACCGUCGUCGUUGGCUUCGUCGUCUACGUGACCGCGGUGCACACGCAGAAGCUGCUGAGGCAGCACGGCGGCGGCCACUACCCGCCGCACCCCGGCAGCGCCCCGUACCCCAGCGUCCAGCAGCACCACCUGCAGCCGCCCGUGUCGUACCCACCACACCCGGCCCCGCACCCACACCCUCAUCCGGCGCCGAAUGCGCCGGAGAUUACGGCGGCCGCGUGCCAGGUGCAGUCCAGCAACGCGUGGUGCAUCACCAAGGACAAGGAGUACACCGAUGUUUGAAUGCCUGAGCCUGACACAAUGAAUGGUCGAAGAAGUGCAGAGACGAUGAGCCUGACACAAUGAAUGGUCGAAGAAGUGCAGAGACGAUGCACGUAAAAUUCCUUUUCGUUUUCGAACAAUUGCUUGCUGAUUUGAGCAAUUGGAUUAUUAUUUGCUGAUAUGUAAAAUAAUUUGUUUGUACAAGGACAAUAUUCAUGUUUUAACUUGUUAUUAUGCUGUU
This is a messenger RNA of Triticum aestivum (bread wheat), 1484 nucleotides long. RefSeq lists its product as uncharacterized. The coding region runs from base 401 to 1264 and encodes 287 amino acids. The transcript is spliced from 3 exons. Lineage: Eukaryota; Viridiplantae; Streptophyta; Magnoliopsida; Poales; Poaceae. The record is from RefSeq and is a predicted model, not a curated record.